This is a messenger RNA of Dendrobium catenatum, 1444 nucleotides long. RefSeq names its product cytochrome b561 and DOMON domain-containing protein At4g12980-like. The transcript is spliced from 3 exons. The record is from RefSeq and is a predicted model, not a curated record. Lineage: Eukaryota; Viridiplantae; Streptophyta; Magnoliopsida; Asparagales; Orchidaceae. The coding region runs from base 105 to 1253 and encodes 382 amino acids.
GCCUCACCAUUCCCCCACUCCUUUAAAGCUCGCACCAUCUAUCUCCUUUCUCCUCCUCAUCACCUCAACCAAAGCAAAACGCUCAACUUUUCCAAUAAGCAUCAAUGUCCAUUCUAGAUGUAGGGUUUCUUCUCAUCGUUUUCUCCUCUCUAAUCCCCUCCUUUUACUCUCAGCUCUGUUCCGCGCCGUCCUCCUUCCCCUCACACCCGACCUUUUCGGCCUGCAAUGAUCUUCCUACGUUGUCAUCGUCCCUCCACUGGACCUACGAUGCCGAGAACGCCACCCUCUUCUUCGCCUUUACCGCGCCGCCCGCCGGAGAGGCGGGGUGGGUUUCGUGGGCGAUAAAUCCCACCGGCGUCGGCAUGCUUGGCUCGCAAACCCUUAUUGCUUACCGUCAGGAUGAUGGAAAGAUGGGAGUGCAGACGUUCAAUAUUACGGAUUAUGCCAUUAAGCCAUCUCCGAUCGAUUUCGCGACGGCCGAUCUGGCGGCGGAUUUCGUCGGCGGGGUGAUGAGGAUCUACGGUAAGAUGUUUCUAACAAAGGGGACGACGGUAGUGAAUCAGGUGUGGCAGGUUGGGGCGGCGGUGAGUAAUCGAAUCCCUGUAAAGCAUGAAUUCACUCCAGCGAAUAUGAAUUCGAAGGGAAAACUUGAUUUGAUUCGAGGGCAGAGCACUGUUACUCUGGAUUCUACCACCAGGAAUAGAAACAUACAUGGAAUACUGAAUGCAGUAAGUUGGGGUAUUCUGCUUCCAAUUGGGGCAAUCUUUGCAAGAUAUUUGAAGAUUUUCAGGUCAGCAGACCCUGCAUGGUUUUAUUUCCAUGUUGCUUGCCAAACAAUUGGAUAUGGUGUAGGUGUUGCUGGAUGGAGCACUGGUCUCAAACUUGGAAGCAAGUCUAAGGGCGUUCGAUAUACUGAUCAUCGCUACAUUGGGAUCACACUCUUCGCCCUUGGCACCUUGCAGAUCUUUGCCCUGCUCUUAAGACCAAAUAAGGAUCACAAGUAUCGUUUCUAUUGGAAUAUCUACCACCACUCAAUAGGUUACACUGUCAUCGUUCUAGGCAUCAUUAAUGUGUUCAAAGGUCUGAGCAUCUUGGAUCCUGAGAACCAAUGGAAGCUUUCUUAUAUUAUCUUCCUCUGCGCCUAUGGCGCCAUUGCUCUGUUGUUGGAAAUUGUCACCUGGAUUGUAGUGUUGAGGAGGAAAUCUCAUAAAUCCACAAAACUCUAUGAUGGUUCUAAUCCUUCAAAUGCCUGAUUGCUUUUAAGGUUUGUAUUACCUCUGUUCUUUUUUGUUCUUUGAAUCUUUCAGGGAUCAGCCAUUGUUUUCCUUAGUUUCUUCUUUUCUGCUUUCUCUUGUGCCCUUGUAAUAAAUAGUAGGAAUUUGUCCAACUGGUUUGUCCUUUGAUGCGAUAUACAAAUUAAUGUGAAUUUAUGCUCCAGAAAUCA